AUGAAAAUCUUUGUGGUAUUUCUGGUGGUGCUGGCCAUCUUUGGGACACAAUCUCAUGGAUACGAGGUUUAUAACAUCAUCAGCCAAGUCAACAAUGGUGGCAGUGUUCAGGAGACAGUGACGAUUGACAGUGAAAAAGAUAUCGCCAUCAUCAACGUCCAUGCUGGAUUGUGCUCCUCUACCACGAUUUUUGACUAUAAACAUGGCUACAUCGCAUCCAGGGUGCUCUCCCGAAGAGCCUGCUACAUCCUGAAGAUGAACCGUCAAACCACCCCUACUCUGGACCAACUCAAACAGCACAUCUAUGAUAUGCAGGCUCUGGACAACAUAUUCUCCAACAAAUACAUCUGGGUCAAGUACAACCCUCUGCAGUCUCUGAUUACAAAUGUGGACUGGUUGCUGUUCGGGUCACCCACUGAGCAGCUCUGCAAACAUGUCCCCUUGUAUAAGGGGGAAGUGGUUGGAGAUACAGAUAAUGUCCGUGCUGGAGCCUGUGCAAAAGCUGGGCUCCUGGGCAUCUUUGGAAUUUCCAUCUGUGCAGACAUUCGUGUUUAA
Diceros bicornis minor is the source of this 555-nucleotide messenger RNA. RefSeq names its product gastrokine 2 (gene GKN2). Lineage: Eukaryota; Metazoa; Chordata; Mammalia; Perissodactyla; Rhinocerotidae. Bases 1 to 555 code for a protein of 184 amino acids. Gene Ontology annotation, biological process: regulation of cell population proliferation. The record is from RefSeq and is a predicted model, not a curated record. The transcript has 6 exons.